Molecule: messenger RNA, 623 nt
Organism: Acaulospora colombiana
Lineage: Eukaryota; Fungi; Glomeromycota; Glomeromycetes; Diversisporales; Acaulosporaceae
Source: the annotation of a GenBank genome assembly
GCGGUGGAACAAGUAAGACGGCUUAUGCGGAUCGUGGUAGUGAUUAUGGUGAUGGCCCAAGUUAUGGUGGAAGCAAAAAUCCAUAUGGCGAAAAUUACGCUGGCAACUACAAAUCUCAUGAUAACAAUAGGGAAGGUGGAUAUGGUCCACCACCCAAAGAAAAUGAUAAUUUCUCGAAUGAGCAAUUGACUCAAAAGAGUACCGACACGAUUUACAUCUCGAAUUUAAGCAAGGAAGUUACAGAAGAAAAGUUGGCAGAAUAUUUCGGUAGUCUUGGAAUGUUAAAAAUGGACAAGAGAACACAGAAACCGAAGAUUGCCAUUCAAAUAAUUUUGCGAGAAGAACCGAGUGCUACAGAUGUUCUACGCCUCGUAGUGACGCACCUGGAAAUGAAGGCGGAUUCGGCGGUCGAUAUUCUGGAUCACCAAGAGGUGGGUAUAGGGGUCGUCGUGGCGGAACAUCAUCUUAUGGUAGCCGCUAUAACGACGACGACAGAGGCUAUGGAGGCGGCGGCGGCCACCGAAAUAAUGAUAGUGGCUAUGAUCAAAACUAUGGAAGACCGAACAAACCGGAUGAUCGACAAGAACGCAGGGAAAAUUCUAGAUAUCGUCCUUACUAGUUAA